This is a messenger RNA of Doryrhamphus excisus (bluestripe pipefish), 3520 nucleotides long. RefSeq lists its product as uncharacterized. NCBI's taxonomy places the organism in Eukaryota, Metazoa, Chordata, Actinopteri, Syngnathiformes, Syngnathidae. The record is from RefSeq and is a predicted model, not a curated record.
UACCCAAACAAAUAUGGCGGACAAAGGAUGCGUCAAGUGACUGCGUCGACUGAAAAAAUUCUGACCGUAAAGUUCUGGAAGUUGUCGUUUUUCAGUUUUACUACUGUGUCAAAAAUGUUUACUUAGCUUAAACGUUGCAGAAAUUGUGCUUUAAGUCAAUCUAAGAUGAGUUGUUGAAUCAUAGACUAUUUGAGGAAGAAGACAAAAUGGCGACGUGCUGUAUUUCAGCACAAUUAAAAAACACGGCGGUGUGUAAUUACCGCACAGAGAUUAGUGCAGGAAUGUCCGAGCCGCUUGGGACCUCACCUGUUGGGAGUGUAACUUGAGCACAGGAGGCGGAGUUUAUGCCUUUUUUCUCUCCACUUUCCCUCUAAGUUUGCGCCAGUACACUGGAGUCUGACUGCGGCUGUCACACGACGGAUCCACUCGUCUUGUCCGUAAUGCCUACCGUGUGAUCUUCCCAGCGGAUCGUGAUGAAGAGGUCAGGACACCUGGCCUUUUUGGGUCGGAAGGACCAGUCCUACUUCGACACCAGCGUCAAAAUGAGGGAACUGGAUAAUGUGGAGCUAGUGCUGAACUCGCCGACGUUUCCGGAAUCGGGUACUGCCAGUGUACGUGCCAGACCCACCGUCAAGCAUUACACUCCAUCUGAGAGUUCUCAAGGAUUUGCUGUUCCAACGCCCAGAGUCCCAGUCCUUCCCCCUUUCAACGGUCCAAAGAUCAAUGGUGCAGCCAAUGGAAAUCCGGUAACGUAUGACAACGUGGAGGAAGAUGUAUUUGUUCCGCCCCCUCCCUCCAUGGCCCCGCCCCCGCCUCCAGAGACCUUCAUCCUCCCGCCACCGGACUUCCUGGGUUACCUCAGCACUGCGGAACUAGCCUCCCUUCAGCCGCCUGCGAUGCCCGCCCCCAAAGCACCUGUCAAGGGGGAGAAGAAUCAACGCGUCAUUCAUCCCCCGUCGGUCCCCCCGCCAAAGCCCCCGUCCACAGGCUCCAGUAGCUCAGCGCCCUCCACUCCCACUUCAAAACCGUCCCCGGCCAAAGUCCCCAAACACCCAACUUUUGCCCCGCCGCUGCCGCCUUCCAAAGGCCAACCGAAGAACGUUAAGACCCCGCCUCCGAAGCCGAUUCGACUUUCAUCCAUGUCCAACCUGGACUCCCCGCCCCAGACUCCAGCCCCGCCUCCACCUGCGCAGACCCCCACACAGUCCACGUUCAAUCCCCAAAACACAGCAAAGCUCUACCAUGUUUCCAAUGCCUCAGUCCUCAGCGGCUACGAGGAACGAGACGUGAAACCCAAGCAGAUGUUACUCCUGGAGGAUUCUGGCUCUGCCAAGCCGGUGCCAAUGUUGGUCCAGCUGGAUGGAAAUGUCCCCCGCAUGACACCAACCAAGCCGGUACGCAAAGAGAAUAUACCAAGCGUGCAUCCCUCCGAGGCACGUCUUCCUGAGACUAAAAAUGCUACGUAUCACAAAGAGAAUUUACCAAGUAUGGCGUCUUCUCAGCCAGCCAAAGAUCCCACGUAUCACAAAGACCAUCCACAAAGUCUCCCACCCACGCUUGAGGUGGCCACAAAGACCAAUUCAGUGAGCGUAUCACCAAAGAGUGAAUCUAUCACACCCCUCCAGGUGCCGUACCAAGUACCGAGAAAGCUUCACAUCGGGAGCAGAACUCCGUCAACUUCUGAGGAUGCCCAAGGCAGACUAAAACCAAGAUUAAAUCUGGUGUUGGAUCAUAAACUACGCAACCGCACGGAUGGUGAAAUCGGAAUCUCUCGAGACGGGCCUGCAGCUUCCCCAUUGGCUCUCCUAAUGGCGGCGAAGGAGCGAGAUAGGUUCAAGGGCUUUGUGUACCACCAAAACCCCACCACAACGUACAAUCAACGCCGACGUAGCAUUCAAACUAAUUCCAAUCCCCAUUCUUCCAUCCUCCCACGAUCCGUCUCAACUUCUUCACUCUUUCAUCACGACCAAGUCCAAGUCAGUCCAACGUCUGUGAAUCUCACGCACGAAACAAAAUCGGCGACCAUCGCACAUAUGAGCAGUCACCCGACGUCCAGCAGGUCAGCUUACGCUAGCACGGAACCGGCGUCACCGGUGAGUGACCGACUCGCAGAUGUUAACCCUGCCAGACUUGAAGAGGAUAAGGAGGUGCUAGAUAUGCCGUUACUCCCACCGCCUCCAGAGUUUGAUGACUUUGACAACAUGACGGAACCCCCUCCUUCCAUUCGUCCUCCAGACCCCCCACUGAGAAAGACGCCGCAGGCAAAUAUUCCGCACGCGCCGGUACCAAAACAGGAUCCCAUCUACGUCAACGUCCCGCAGAAGACGCAGUUCCAGACAAAACCCAAAGCAGACCCCUCACCUCUGCCGUCCCCUCGCUCCCCAAGCCAGGCCACGCUGGUCAGCAUCUUGCAAAAAAAGAUGCUGGAAAUGGACCACAAGAUUUUUCCUCCGGUAGAAGCAGACGAUAGCGCCAAAGACUGGGGCGCCCCGCUUUCCGACGACACCAGAGUGGCCGUGUUGCCGAAGACGGCGCCACAGGCCAAGAAGGCUUCUGAUGGGGUUACCCAAACAAAACAACAACAAAGGCAGGAGAUGCCAGGCAGGGUGGUGACAACAUAUGAGGACACCAACAGUACUGGCCCACAUUCAAGUCAUCAGUACGGCAUGACGUAUCGAGUCAGGCCUGGAACCAAACAGCCCAUCACUCUCAUCAGGAAAGGACCACCUUGAUGAGACGGGACUGAUUGAUCCCCUUGUGCAUGAAAGAUGCUUAAAAACUGCACACCGAAGGUUUGAUUUCCGUUCCGUAUGCAAAAUUUUGUCCUAAUUAAUCACACCUAAUGGCAGAUAAAUAAGUGUAUUUAUAAUCAGUAAGGAUGUAGAUAUGCAGCUACUACGAAAACUAGUGCAUUGUGUUCUGCGUCCUUGUGGUGUAUUUGAGCGAUCUAUUGGUGCCAUGUUGUAUAUUGAUUGUAUUUACUACUGCUACUACUAAAGGGUAGCAUGUUAUAGCUCUGCCCUUCUGUGUUUACAUGCCUGACAAGCAUAUUAAAUUUAACUGAAAAUUUCACUUAAUUAAUGAAAUAAAUUAGUUGUUUUUUUUGACAGCCCUCAUAAUAAUACACUCCAAAGACGUGGCAUUGCUGUGGAAAAAAAUCCUUUAUUUGAGCUAUAAAAAAAUAAAAGGUGUUUUGGUGUGAGACCGAGGCCGGGUGAGCAAAAAAAUAAAUACACAGUAGCCGUAACUCCAGGGAAAAAAAUGCUUUUUUACGUCGCAAGAGACGUCCAAACGUAGCUGGAGCAGGUAAGAAACUGGACAACUGCUGUCUUAAACGUUCAUCACGUGCUUCUCAAAAGUUGGUAUUCCAGUUCAAGUCUUACAUAGAUUGACUACAUACAGGGGGAAAUAUUCCAAGGACAUUAAUUUUGAAAAAUUCAAUCUACUGGUUUGCGCUCUGAUUUGGUAACGAUUUAGAGCAGGGGUGGGCAAACUUUUUGACUCGUGGGCCGCAUUGAUA